Haliotis rubra (blacklip abalone) is the source of this 1392-nucleotide messenger RNA. Its product is annotated as prolyl-tRNA synthetase associated domain-containing protein 1-like. The record is from RefSeq and is a predicted model, not a curated record. Gene Ontology annotation, molecular function: aminoacyl-tRNA deacylase activity. Lineage: Eukaryota; Metazoa; Mollusca; Gastropoda; Lepetellida; Haliotidae.
UUCAUCAACGUUUACAUUUCCCGCCUAACCAGCCCUGCAGCCAUGGCGAGCACCGACUCAGCGCGUGUAGGGAAGGAAGAACUGCUGGCCAAGCUGGUGGAGAUGGGACUUGACUGUGAUACACAUGAACACCCUGAGGUAUUUACUGUAGAGCAGGCAAUUCCUCAUGUGUCACAUCUAGAGGGAAUGUUUGCCAAGAACCUGUUUCUCAGAGACAAGAAAAAGAAACUGUAUUUAUUCUGUGCCGCUCAUGAUGCUGACAUCAAAUUAAAUGACUUGGCUAAAGCAGUAAAGGCUCCAGGAGGGCUACGGUUCGCGGACGAGAGCAUCCUGUCUGACAAGCUUGGACUGCAGCAGGGAAGUGUCACUAUAUUUGGUCUGAUCAAUGAUAAAGUCAAGGAUGUGCAGCUGCUCAUGGACUCACGUUUUAUAGGGGACACUUACACCAGGCUCUAUUUCCAUCCAAUGACCAAUGCAGCAAGCACUGGUAUCUCACCUUCAGAUCUCAGCAAGUUCCUUGAAGCAGUGGACCACAAGCCUACCCUGGUGGACAUUGGUGCCAUACAGGCAGCAGACUAGGAGAGUGAGUCACAACUUCAUCUUCACUGGUUGUACAUCAAAACUCAAUGAACUGUUCCACUUUCUAAAAAUGACUUCUCCAAUAUAUAAAACCAGCCAAGAACCAUUACUUGUUAGUCUAUAUACAUGUAUUUGUCUGGGAAGAUAGGAUGCACUUAAUACACAAUUCAAACACAAAACUUGCUUCAGUAUGUAUCACGGUGGCACAGAUUCUCAAUCUCAUUCAUCCAAUUAUCUAUAGAUUUAUGUAUCCACCUGUCUCAAAUAGUUGCUAUGAUCAUUAUGUACUGGUUGAAAAUUAAUAACCUUGUUGUACCUUUUUUACCUCAUUGUAGAAGACCGGACCUGUGUCAUAAACAGUUGGCUGACUUGUUCAUCAAUGGCCAACAUGUUCUCAGGUAGCACAUGGAAAUCCUGUAAUUUGAUCUGUACAUGUCAGCCUGAAAGACUGCCUCAAACUUUGGGACCAUGAAUGAAGAUAUUUUUCCAUGUAUUUACACCAAGACAUGAUCAUGAUGUUGGACAUGACUUUUGAUUUUAAUGUUGAAUCAGAUCAAGAGACUUAAAGCAUAAUAUUCAUCAGAUCAUAUAUUCCUAAUGUGAUGUUUGGAUACUGUUGAGACUUGUUGCAUAGUUCUGUAUGAUUGGUCAAUGAUGGUAAGAUUCACUCAGAGCAAUAUCGCUACAUAUCAGGUCCACUAUACAUGUCAGCUGAACAUUUUGUGAUAGUUUAAAAAAUAUACCUUAUACAAAUGUGAUUAUGAUAUAUGGAGAAAACCCUAGAAAUAUUGCACAAUAAAUCAUAAAAACUUG